Messenger RNA from Rhodofomes roseus, 1464 nucleotides. RefSeq lists its product as uncharacterized. Lineage: Eukaryota; Fungi; Basidiomycota; Agaricomycetes; Polyporales; Fomitopsidaceae. The coding region runs from base 190 to 1293 and encodes 367 amino acids. The transcript is spliced from 6 exons. The record is from RefSeq and is a predicted model, not a curated record.
GGACGGCCGGUGUGGCGUGCGCGCUUGACCUGGCUAGCAUCCCGUCGGUCAGAUUCUACCUCGCUCUUGACUGUUUCUUGCCUACGCGGCCUCGCUUCGAUCUCACUCUCUCGCAUUCCUCGUCGCAGCCCUUGUACCUACACUCGACCUCAACAUCUGCCACGUCGGACAAGCCGCCCACCGCCCAGCAUGGUUGGCCCAUGGACUUAUGAAGACACGGGGAAGUACUAUCGCGAGGCCGUCAAGCGUCGGCCCAGUUUUAGCGGUAGACGGGAUAUGUUACAGUUCACCGACCGGCUGCCGUCCACGGACGACUGGACAUUACCGGUGCUCUUACAGUUGAACCGCACGUUGCGCGUGCUGUAUAAUGGGCCGUUCAACUGGGACGCUUUCAAGAAGAUCGUCAUGCAACAUAUCCUCACGGACGAUGUUCUUGAUGCGCUCAAAGCGCUGCCCGAGGACGAGCAGAUUCCGCACCUCGUGCAGCUAGUCCUUGACUGGGCAUGCUGGGACGCACCAAAGGAGGGCGCCUGGCCGCGGGAUCUCAGCAUGCGGCGUUACUUUGUCAAAUGGCGCAGGUGCGAGCCGUUCUACUUUGAGGCGGACACGCACACCGACGAGGACAUGGAGCGGGCGGCGGACCUUUUCCUCGACAUUUGGAUGGGUCAGUCCCCGGGUUGUAUACUACGGCAACCCCAGGUACAAUUCGGCGAGGAGAAGGACUUCCCCGGCUUCACCGUGUACCGAGUGAGGGAUGAGGCUGUCACUGACGCGGAGCGGCUUGCAGCAGCGCAAUCGAAGGAGCUGUACCUGAACCUGCAAGCGCGAGGUUGGGCGCCUGAAAGGAUGGAUGAACCGCUCCAAGUUGGAGCGUCGGUUGCGCGGCCUGCAAAACUGCCUCCGCCCGCGGGCGACAUUGUGAUUUGCGGUCCCGGCAUGUGCGCGCAAUGCAUCAAAAAGCGUUACCUUGAGUGCCGUGUCCCGCAAGAUGGCGGAAAGCCUAGGUGCGUGGCAUGCCGCGUACACAAGCUUGGAUGCGAGCAUAAGGGCAAAACUAUGGAUGCGCUCAAGAAACAGUCGCUAGAAGAUGACUCGGACUCUCGUGAGGCGACACCGGACCCUAGUCAGCGUUCCCAAAGGUCAGGCUCGGAAAGCGUGGUCUCUGAGUCUAACAAGUCCGCGGCGUUGACGAACGCGUCUGCUGAUUCCGUGCCCGGUCCUUCCGGUGGUCGCAAGCGCAAAUCCCAAGGGUCGCGAGACAAGCAGAAGAAGGCGAAGCGUGCUCGGAAGUAGACAACUGUAGUACAGAGUAUUGUCUUGAACAUGUAGCAUAGAGUAUCCGUCUAUCUUGGGCAGUGGCUGAUGCGUUUGGUAUACCACAAUCGAAGGGACUUCUCCGCACCGCGCAUAACGCAAUGCAGUGUCGCGUCAGCGUACCACGGCGGCCAUAUGUGUAUGUUGCAC